AUGGCGCCUCCAAUCACGACAGAAGACUACUACAGGGUGCUCGAAGUGAGCCAGACCGCUACAACUGAACUGAUCAGGAAAUCGUAUUUACGACUAGCGCUCAAGCAUCAUCCGGACCGCAAUGGUUCGAAAGAGGGCUUCCAAUUGGUAUUCCAGGCCUAUGAGACCCUGAACGAUGAGAACAGGCGCCGACAAUAUGACCUCCUCUAUCCCUCCAUCAAUGCAAAUCGUUCGAGCGCACAGAGUGCCUCUGACGAGGCCGCUCAAAUUGUCGCACUUCGAAAAUUGAAUGAAGAACGUAUUACACGAUGGAGGCUCACGCGGAGCAUUUUAGACUCUGCAAUCUUUGAGUUGCAGCGAAGCAUUAGAAGACAACAGAAUGUUGUCGACGUCCUUGCAGGUAUCAUUUCAAAGGCGGAAGCUGCUGAAGAUGCGCAGAAGAAGAACUGGGGAAUAUGGUUUUUUAAUCAAGUUUUCAAGACGGCUGUUGCGAGAAAGUAUGAAAUAGCACGCAAAGACAGGCAGAGACAAGAGCGAAGAAUUGAAAAAGAUUUCAAGGAGCGAAAAAUAGAAACGCUAAAAGCACAAUUGCAGGAAAAGGAGAAGAUGUUGCAGCAAAGCGAGAAAGAAAAUAGUGCCGCGGAUGCGCGUCACGACCUGGCAUUACGAGCUGCAGAGGCCAGAAUCCGGCAGAGGAGAGCUGGGGAACAACAGCAGCAGAAUAGCAAAGCAGCUGAGACGGAGAGAAUGGAAAAGGCUCGAAGAGAGGAACAAGCGCGGCAGCAGGAGAAGCGAGCGCGAGAAGCAACAGAAACAUGGAGACAACAGCAAUCCCGCGCACCAACAGCCUCAACAGCGCCCAACGAUCCCCCCAACAGACAAGCCGAGCAAACCCCUGCCUACGACUGGUUCAGAAGUACUAGGCCUACUUUUACCCACUCCCCCCAUCAGACUCCCCCAUCGAUUUGCACCCACGGUGGCUGGUGGGACAAAGUGCAAGGCCGAACGACUUGCACCGAGUGCGACGAAGUGUGGACAUAUCUGCUGAUGUGCCCCGGGUGUGGCAAACAAGCAUGUCCGAAGUGUCAACGGGAUUUCCGACCCCAGUUUCCUGAUAGAGCUGCAACAACAAGAGGCGGUCGAAAAGGAAAAAAAGGUCGGAACGGAUGA
Sphaerulina musiva SO2202 is the source of this 1170-nucleotide messenger RNA. RefSeq names its product DnaJ-domain-containing protein. The record is from RefSeq and is a predicted model, not a curated record. The coding region runs from base 1 to 1170 and encodes 389 amino acids. Lineage: Eukaryota; Fungi; Ascomycota; Dothideomycetes; Mycosphaerellales; Mycosphaerellaceae. The transcript has 2 exons.